This is a messenger RNA of Hemicordylus capensis (graceful crag lizard), 1287 nucleotides long. It is a transcript of the gene TYMS, whose product is annotated as thymidylate synthetase. Gene Ontology annotation, cellular component: mitochondrion; cytosol. Gene Ontology annotation, molecular function: thymidylate synthase activity. The transcript is spliced from 7 exons. The coding region runs from base 132 to 1073 and encodes 313 amino acids. NCBI's taxonomy places the organism in Eukaryota, Metazoa, Chordata, Lepidosauria, Squamata, Cordylidae. The record is from RefSeq and is a predicted model, not a curated record. Gene Ontology annotation, biological process: dTMP biosynthetic process.
ACUCGGCGAGUCCCGCCAAUUCGAAAGUUGGCGCCAAGUUACCAGCGGGCGGGCGUUUGUGGAGUAGACGGACAGAUUCCCGCCAGCCAGGCUAGCCACUUCCGUGGUGUUCUUCUCUACCAUUCCUUGCCAUGCCUGCCGAGUCGGAUGUGCAGCAGAGCCCCGCGGUUUUUCUGGACUCGGAGGAGCCCCUUAGGGCCGCCCCGCCGCCGCAUGGGGAGCUUCAGUACCUUAGCCAGGUCGAGCAAAUCCUGCGGUUCGGGCACCGAAAGGAGGACCGCACCGGGACCGGGACCCUCUCUGUCUUCGGGAUGCAGGCGCGGUAUAGCCUCCGAGAUAGCUUUCCAUUGCUAACAACAAAAAGGGUGUUCUGGAAAGGAGUACUCGAAGAACUACUUUGGUUUAUCAAGGGUUCUACAAAUGCAAAAGAGCUUUCUGCCAAAGGUGUCAAAAUCUGGGAUGCCAAUGGUUCUCGUGAAUUCUUAGACAAACAAGGAUUCUUUUCUAGAGAGGAAGGAGACUUGGGUCCAGUUUAUGGCUUCCAGUGGAGACAUUUUGGAGCAGAAUACAAAGAUAUGAAUACAGAUUACACUGGACAAGGAGUAGAUCAGCUGCAGCAGGUAAUUGAAACAAUCAGAAACAAUCCAGAUAACAGAAGAAUUAUCAUGUGUGCAUGGAAUCCCAAAGAUGUUUCUGCAAUGGCCUUACCUCCUUGUCAUGCUCUCUGCCAGUUCUAUGUUUUAAAUGGCGAACUCUCUUGUCAGCUGUAUCAGCGUUCUGGAGAUAUGGGACUGGGAGUGCCUUUCAACAUUGCCAGUUACUCACUGCUCACUUUGAUGAUUGCCCAUGUUACAGGUUUGAAGUCUGGUGAGUUCAUACAUACGUUAGGAGAUGCCCAUAUAUACCUAAACCAUAUAGAGCCUCUGAAAAUCCAGCUCCAGAGGGAACCAAGACCUUUUCCCAAACUCAAAAUUCUCCGUAAGGUUGAAAGCAUCAAUGACUUCAGAGCAGAUGACUUCGAGAUAGAAGGCUAUAAUCCUCACCCAACUAUUAAAAUGGAAAUGGCCAUUUAGUAGACUUGUCAAAGGUAUAUUACUUAUCUUAAUUUUAAUAGUAUUCAAAUCUCUUAGGUCAAAAAUAUGGCCCAUUUUUGUAGUAAAUGAUCUUGGCUUUCAAAUGGAUUUUGAAGCUUAGGCAUAAAUUAAUAUGUGGUGUAUUGUAUAGUUCAUGUAGCACUUGCUUGUGCAGCAGACUCAUUUCAAUAAAGUGUGAAAGUUUUGAAGUGUA